Molecule: messenger RNA, 1383 nt
Organism: Coniosporium apollinis CBS 100218
Lineage: Eukaryota; Fungi; Ascomycota; Dothideomycetes
Product: STE/STE7/MEK1 protein kinase
Exons: 4
Coding region: 1-1383 (460 amino acids)
Biological process (GO): protein phosphorylation
Molecular function (GO): protein kinase activity; ATP binding
Source: RefSeq, a predicted model, not a curated record
AUGGCGGACGACCAAGGCUUUCGCACCAAGACGAUGAAGCGCAAGAACGUCAAGGGGCUUGCGCUUGCCGCCAAACCCAUACCACCAGUUCCCUCGGCGAGCGACGCACAAAUACCUGGAGCCAUCGGCAAUGACGAGAAGCGAGCGGACACACUGGAGCUGGGCAUAGAGUUCCGGCUGGACUUGAAGGCAGAGAACUUGGUUGUGCUGAAAGAGCUUGGCGCUGGCAAUGGAGGGACCGUGAGCAAGGUCAGGGACGCCGCCACGAAGGCGGUCAUGGCGAGGAAGAUUAUCCACGUCGAGGCGAAGAAGGAGAUACGGAAGAGGAUAGUGAGAGAGCUCCAGAUUAUGCACGACUGCCAGUCGGAGUACAUUGUUCAGUUCUAUGGCGCCAUGCUGAAUGACACUGGCGAUGUCAUCAUGUGCAUGGAGUACAUGGAUUGCGGGUCCCUCGACAGUAUAUCCAAAGCCUUCGGGCCAGUGCGCGUGGACGUACUGGGAAAGAUUUCAGAAGCCGUCCUCGGUGGCCUUACCUACCUCUGGAGGCAGCAUCGUAUCAUGCACCGAGACAUCAAGCCUUCUAACAUCCUCGUCAACUCCAAAGGCUAUAUCAAGCUUUGCGAUUUUGGCGUCUCCAGCGAACUCGAGGGGUCGAUCGCAGAAACGUUUGUCGGCACAGGUACAUACAUGGCGCCCGAGCGGAUACAAGGCUCGCCCUACACCGUCAAGUCCGACGUCUGGAGUGUCGGCCUGACGCUGAUGGAGCUUGCGAUCGGCAAGUUCCCCUUCAGCGGCGGCGACGACAGAGACGGCGAAGCCGGCGGCCCACAAGGCAUACUGGACCUGCUGCAACAAAUUGUGGGCGAACCGGCGCCCAGACUCCCAAAAAGUGACGCCUUCCCCUCAAUCCUGGAAGACAUGAUCGCCAAGUGCCUGCUCAAGAACCCGAACCAACGGCCCACGCCACAAGAACUCUACGAAUCCGACCCCUUCCUCCUCGCCGCCAAACGCACCCCCGUCGACCUCGAAGCCUGGGCAGUAAGCAUGAUGGAGCGCCAAAAGCGCACCUCGCACCUCCCACAGCUCUCCCCAACCACCAAGGCCUACCUCCGCGACGCCCGCGGCACCUCGUCGCCCUCCUCAUCCUCAGGCACGCCCUCGUCACAUGGUACGGAGAGGACGCCGACGAACUGGGAGGAUGUCCGCGUUGCGCCAGAGAACCCACGGCAGAACGGCUCUAACCGCUAUUCGGAUGCGCGACCCCAUUAUCCGGUAAGAACGAGCAGCGCGUCGAGUGGACAGAACGUAAUGAAUCUGCCGAUAAGGCCCGCGCCGCCGCCAGCAGCGGCACCGUUGCCGUACCUGCCGAGGAGGAUGGGGUGA